AGCACAGCCUCUGCGUAGCGGUCGUGUGUUGCAUCGACCGAGCUGUUGGUGUGCGCAACAGCAACCCACGAAACCCACUACUGCCCGUGCGAAACACCGGUGCAGAACGAAGCAGCCAUGCCGUUUUUGGAGGCAGGCUAAAAUCGUCUCCCACAGAUACGACCGGAACGCGGCGCGAAAGAAGUAACAGAAAUGCUAGGCCUCGACCUACUCAUAACGACGGCCUGCUUCGCUUUAGUAGCGCUGUCGCUCUACCCGCGGUCCGUCAAGGCGCAAGUCUGGGCGAGGACGCUGACGUUUCUAGGAAGGCCGUUCGCAAGCCUCGUCAUACUCAUCGGCGGCCUGUCGCCGUCGGCGUCCGACGACGAAGUCGCGGCCGCGGCCGCGGCGAUCGCCACGACGGCCCGCGGAGAAAAAUCCUCGCUGUCGCUGAGCCUCCUCGAGAGCGCGCCGGAGGACGUCCUCUCGACCAUACUCCAAUACGCGACGGCUGCCGACCUCCUCGCGACGGGCGCCGCCGCGCCGUCCUUCGUCAAGGCGUGCCUCUGCGACGCGGCGCCCUGGACCGCGCUCCGCCGGCGCCUGCCGCUGGGCCGCGCGUCGGCCAAGCCGCCCCGUUCAAAUGAGAGGCAGCGGUUCUUCGAGGCGGCGUUAUCGGCGGGCGCGGCCUUCGCGGCGACCGACGACCGCGUGUGCAUCGGCCUCGGCGGGCGCGCGAUCGACGCUACCAGUUGGCUCUCGCAGCACCCCGGCGGCGCGGCGGUCCUGGAACACUACCGCGGCCGCAACGCGACGGCGGCGCUCAUCGCGUUUCCCCAUUCCGCGAGCGCGCGGCGGCACAUGCGCCACCUCGUCGUCUACGCGCCCGACGCGAUCGUGGGCCGGCCGGGCGCGCCGUACCUGGCCGUCGCGCGGCUGCGCGGGAAGCGGAGCGCCGCGGCGCGGCGACGGACCGCCGCGCGGUUGGAGAAGCUCCGGCUCAUGCAGCUCGGCGUGUUCUGCUUCCCGCGGCGGCGAUCGGCCGCGCCGGCGUCGUUCUAGGAGUCGAUUUUGUAACUAUGUUGUCAC
Pelagomonas calceolata is the source of this 1068-nucleotide messenger RNA. The record is from the annotation of a GenBank genome assembly. NCBI's taxonomy places the organism in Eukaryota, Pelagophyceae, Pelagomonadales, Pelagomonadaceae.